CUUUCCAGGAAGGGUGUUUAAAAUGCCGGCAUGAUUUAUUAACGUGGUCUCACUGAACUCAUUUCGGUCUUAUUUCAGUCAGUCGGUCACUUUGUCGGAGCCUCUUAACACCUGUUGAACUCUUUUUUUUUUUUUUUGGACGUAUUCCACACAUCGCGUGCAAUUUAAAGAACCAUCCUAUUUUCAACUAUUUAUAUUUUACUUCGAUGAUUUGCGAUGGCGCUUUUGCUGGAUCAGCAGUUUGCGCCGCUGCCUGACACCAACGAGAUCGCCACGAAAACAUUUCUGGAGUCAGUUUCUCAUCUGCCACCUUUUUUCGAUUGCCUUGGUUCCAAGGUUUUUGCACCGAUUAAGGCUGACAUAAAUGGAAACAUCACAAAAAUCAAAGCUGUCUACGACUCAGAUCCAGCGAAGUAUGAGACUCUUCAACAGAUUCUGUUAUCUGAGAAAAGCGCCUAUGGCUCAGAGUGGCCCAAAGUUGGAGCCACACUGGCGCUUAUGUGGUUAAAAAGAGGCCUGCGGUUCAUUCAGAUUUUACUGCAGAGUCUAGCAGACGGGGAAAGAGAUGAGCAAAAUCCCAAUCUUAUUCGCAUCAAUAUCACUAAAGCCUAUGACCAAGCUCUCAAGAGGUACCACGGCUGGAUAGUCCAAAAGGUUUUCAAGGCUGCACUAUUCGCUGCACCAUGCCGGUCCGAUUUUCUUAAAGCUUUAUCCAAGGAUCGAGAAGUUGCGGAGGAGGACUGCCUGGCAAAAAUUCGUCAAUUCUUGCUAAACUUCACAGCAACUGUGGAUGCCAUUUAUGAAAUGUAUACCGUAAUGAAUGCCGAGCUGGACUACUUAGCUUGAAACGUCCUAAAAAAGGUCAGUUUCCGAAGCUAUCUUUCAUUGUGUGCAGUUUUUACGUACCGUAUGACAUGAGGACACAGACUCUGUUGUAUGACAGUAGUUGUUUAAGCUUGUAUGAAUGUAGCAUUCAUUUUCUAGCGUUUAGUGUGGAUGAGGAUGCUUUAUCUCCAUUGUUCAAAUAAGAAAUGAUUAUGAUUAUUAAGGGUUAUGUUUUGCUGUAAAGACCCAGGAGUGUUUUUCUGACUGCAGUAAUGCACACUAUAUAAACAGCUCCUUUCCUUAGUGCAGGACAGGGCUGUCAAAAAGACUGAAAAACUAAAUUAGAAUUUUCUACUUUUUCGGUUGGGGAAGGUUUUUGGCUCCACAAGAGGGCACACCGUCAUCGAGCAAAAUAUUAGCAUGAUAAAAUAAUCUUUUUAUUUUUACGUCACUGUGUUUUUGACAGCCCUAUCGCAGGAGUUCUGAAGUCUGGUCUUCGAGAUCCGCUUUCCUGCAGAGAUUAGCGCCAGCCUUAAACACACCUAGCCGCAACGUAUUAUAACGUACUAAUAACAAAGACCUUGGGUGACCUUUUGCUUAAAGACCGAUUGGUGUACCACAUCAAAGUACCGCGUCGUACGCCACUGAUGUCAAACGCCUGCUGAUUAGCUUGUUCAGGUGUUUCUAACUAGGGUUAGAAAGCUAAAUUGUGGAGGAAAGUGGAGGUCCAGAGUUGUUAUUGUGUGCAUUUUAAACCUUGUGUGAGUGUUUUGUAAUUGACCUUUGUGGUUUUAAUAAUUUAUCAUACCGAAGCAUUUCAUCGUGCAGUAUAGAUUUACGCAAAUUGGGUUUUUUUUUGUUUUCUUUUUUUAAAGUUGAAAAGUGAAUUGUACGAUUCCAUUUGUACUGUCACAAUAAAGGGGACAAUCACAGCAACAUUUAUGUUAUGAGAUUGUAAUCGUCCUUCUGGCUGGUAUUUUGAUUUUCAUAUGGAAAAUGUCACCACUGUUUGUCUUUCAUGCUGUAUCGAGGAUUGCCAAAAGUUACUCUGAUCAUCGUUCUGAGAGAAAACUGGACAAUGCGGUGUAGUUUUUCAUCUUUUCUAUGGAAGCAGAUUGCAGAGACGCCGUGUGGUAAAUCUAUUAAUAAUGUCACCAAUUAAACCAACUGACUGUCACUCAAUAAAAAAAUCA
This is a messenger RNA of Puntigrus tetrazona (Sumatra barb), 2018 nucleotides long. RefSeq names its product glycolipid transfer protein b (gene gltpb). Gene Ontology annotation, biological process: ceramide transport; intermembrane lipid transfer. The record is from RefSeq and is a predicted model, not a curated record. Lineage: Eukaryota; Metazoa; Chordata; Actinopteri; Cypriniformes; Cyprinidae. Gene Ontology annotation, molecular function: ceramide 1-phosphate binding; ceramide 1-phosphate transfer activity. Gene Ontology annotation, cellular component: membrane; cytosol; cytoplasm. The transcript has 5 exons. The coding region runs from base 217 to 846 and encodes 209 amino acids.